ACAGAUUGUGGGCGGUACUCCUCCCGGCUUGGUCUCGCUUUCCUUGUAGUGCGGGGCUUGUCGAUGUUAGCCUCUCUGAGCUGUUGGGACUUGGGAGGUGGGAGGCUAAAGCUCCUGGAGGGCUAAAACACCCUGGGUUGGUAAUGAAACGUUAUUUUAUAAAACAACAGAGUACUUAUUUUUAAAGAACAACACCAAGUAGUAAAUACUCAAUCGGAUUUCUGAAUGGAAGCGGAUGGUUUCAUGAGCAGAAGGCUGAUGUCAGCGGAGACUCCUGGCGGGAACGGCGGGGUCGCAGGAGCUUCUGCGGGAGCAGAGAUUCGAUGGCUUGGCGGGAGGAUGUGGGGCGCUUCGGAGGGGAUUGUUGGAGGCUUGUCAUCGAGGAUUGGACUAGAGUCGGAACUUCAGACUGUUCAAGUUCGUGCCCCAGCAGAGUCAUUGGGAACUCUCGAACCAGAAGCAGAAUACGAGUGUCUCCCACAAUACGCUUCCACUAGCACUCACAUGUUAGCAGGAGCAGUCGCUGGAAUCAUGGAACACUGCUUGAUGUAUCCAGUUGACUGCGUCAAGACCCGCAUGCAGAGCCUUCAGCCGGAGCCUGCUGCCCGCUACCGCAACGUGGUGGACGCGCUGUGGCGCAUCGUCAGGACCGAGGGCGUCUGGAGGCCCAUGCGGGGGCUGAACGUCACGGCGACGGGGGCCGGGCCGGCCCACGCGCUCUACUUCGCCUGCUACGAGAAGCUGAAGAAGACCCUGGGUGACGUCCUCCACCCGGGAGCCAACAGCCAUUUGGCGAACGGAGCCGCUGGGUGUGUGGCCACUCUCCUCCACGAUGCAGCCAUGAACCCAGCAGAAGUGGUGAAGCAGAGGAUGCAGAUGUACAACUCCCCGCACCGCCACGUCUUGGACUGCAUGGCGGCGGUGUGGCGGAAAGAGGGGGCCGGGGCGUUCUACCGGAGCUACACCACCCAGCUGACCAUGAACGUGCCCUUCCAGGCCCUGCACUUCAUGACCUACGAGUACCUGCAGGAGGUGCUCAACCCCCACAGACAGUACAACCCCGGCUCCCACAUGGCCUCCGGGGCCCUGGCGGGGGCGCUGGCCGCGGCCGCCACCACCCCGCUGGACGUGUGCAAGACCCUCCUCAACACGCAGGAGGCCGCAUCGGGCGGGCGCGUCUCCGGCCUGGCGCACGCCUUUCGGACCGUGUACAGGCUGGGCGGCUUGCCCGCCUACUUCAAGGGCGUCCAGGCCCGAGUCAUCUACCAGGUGCCCUCCACGGCCAUCAGCUGGUCGGUGUACGAGUUCUUCAAGUACGCCAUCACCCAGUACCACCACGAGAAGCACCUGAGGGAGGGGGGCGCCCAGAACUAACCCCCCCCCCCCCCCGGGUCUCUCUCCGCACCUUCACCCUGUUGCCAUAACCACCCUAAUGCAGGGAGGAGAAGUCGGCAUGUCUCCCCCACCUCCCAUAAGACUACAUGAGACGCCAAGCGCACAAUAGAAGGAAGAAAUCUCCUCUUUACCCCUCCACCAGACAAAGUUUACUCAAAAGCGGCAAUGUUCCACUACGGGGCAAAGCAAACGCAAGUAUAACAUGGCACAGCACAUAAAUGAUUGAAUAGAAGUAUCGUUUAGGGCGUUGUCCAGAAAAACAACUGAAAUAUUUCCUUUGUUUUUUGUUCGCUUGUUUCGGUUCGGUUGACAAUUUCACAAGAUGCUUUCCCUUUUAAUCCCACCAGGGGACGCUGCUGUUCUCACUCUGAAAAUGCAGACAGACACACACUAAUGUCUGAUGUACACCAAUAAGUAACUGAAGUUGUGGACAAAUGUUCUGAUUGUUUUUCUCCAUUGGUUGUUAGUUUGUCAAUGGAGAUGCCCAGCCAAUCAAAGCUGCAUUUAGUUCAAUUGUGUUCAGUUUUGGUUUCAUCAUUCAAGCUCUUUAAAACGUUGAUGGUCUACUGUGCAGAAACCCAUGUUAGUAUUUGAAGCCAUAAGAUCUCAACAUUAAUAAUUGCAAUUACUGUGAUAGAUUUUGAUUUCUGCUCUUGACCUGUUGCUCCUCCUUGGUAUUACAGUGAUCAAACAAAAAACCAAAGAAUGAUCAAACCCACAUAUACAUGUCUAGAAAAAGGCCCUUGGUUUUCCCUGAUGCAUGUUUUUCCAAGUUUAGAAGCCUUUUGGUGGGAAUUGUUUUUGGAGGGGAUAUCGUACAAUGACCUCGGAGUUGCAUUCAGUUGCUGGGUAAAUAUCAGUUGUCACUUGUAGAUGGGAGAGCCACAAGGGUUCUUAUCGAACCACGCAAUAGCUGCUCAAAAAAUGUUGAAGAGAAUAAAUGCCACUGAGCACACAGUUUUGCUUGCUCUAGAUUCAUCAAGAUUUUUAUUUUGUAUUAUUUUUCUUUUUUUUAAGAGUAUUGUAAACCGAGUUGGACAACAUCGGUAUCAUGCUGGCUGCCCUGUAAAGUUUGUCUGGUGGUAAUUAAAUAUUUGGACCGGUAGUUUUCUGAAAGCUGCUUGCCCAAACUGGAACAAA
Conger conger (European conger) is the source of this 2535-nucleotide messenger RNA. Its product is annotated as mitoferrin-2-like. NCBI's taxonomy places the organism in Eukaryota, Metazoa, Chordata, Actinopteri, Anguilliformes, Congridae. Gene Ontology annotation, cellular component: mitochondrial membrane. The record is from RefSeq and is a predicted model, not a curated record. Gene Ontology annotation, molecular function: ferrous iron transmembrane transporter activity. Bases 226 to 1374 code for a protein of 382 amino acids. Gene Ontology annotation, biological process: iron import into the mitochondrion. The transcript has 4 exons.